AUGGAAGCGAAGAGACGAGUCCCAGAAAGCAGUCUUGAAGAAGAAGAAGAAGAAGAAGAAGAAGAAGAAGAAGAAGAAGAUGAUGAUGAUGAUGAUGAUGAUGAUGAUGAUGAUGAUGAUGAUGAUGAUGAUGAUGAUGAUGAUGAUGAUGAUGAUGAUGAUGAUGAUGAUGAUGAUGAUGAUGAUGAUGAUGAUGAUGAUGAUGAUGAUGAUGAUGAUGAUGAAGACACGAUCGCUGGAACAAGAGCUUUAUUUACCUGA
Molecule: messenger RNA, 261 nt
Organism: Spirometra erinaceieuropaei
Lineage: Eukaryota; Metazoa; Platyhelminthes; Cestoda; Diphyllobothriidea; Diphyllobothriidae
Source: the annotation of a GenBank genome assembly